Messenger RNA from Lathyrus oleraceus (garden pea), 646 nucleotides. RefSeq lists its product as uncharacterized. The transcript has 2 exons. The coding region runs from base 125 to 415 and encodes 96 amino acids. NCBI's taxonomy places the organism in Eukaryota, Viridiplantae, Streptophyta, Magnoliopsida, Fabales, Fabaceae. The record is from RefSeq and is a predicted model, not a curated record.
UGUUUAUAUAUCAAAAGAAAAUAAAAACCAAGUUGGUUACAUCAAAACGAAAGCAAAGAGUUUUCAGUUUCGAGAAGAGAAACACACAUUUUCAGAAGCCGGCGGAAACGAAAUUGCGUUAGCGAUGGCAUUGAACAACGGACUCAGAUCUGCUGCGAAGCUCAUCGCUUCUUCUGAAUCAUCCAUCUCCAAAUCAGUGAGUAGAAAUUUUCAUUCAACUGGUGUGAAGAAGAUGGGAGGUGGACAUGGCCACAGUGAGCCAGACUACAUGCAUUCAUAUCAUAUGUACAACUUGGACAAGAUGAAGUAUCAGGGCUUGAAAAUGUCUCUUGCAGUGUUCACUGCUUUCAGUAUCGGUGCUGGAGUUCCUAUCUUUGCAGUCAUUUUCCAGCAAAAGAAGACAGCAUCUGGUUGAUUCAUCUUAUACUUCAUUAGCAAUAAUAAUUUGGUGGAUUUGGGAAUCCUAGACUAGCAUAUUGUUUUGGUGAUUGUUGUCUUAUUACUUUGACCGUGUUCAUGUUUAAUUUUCCAUAUGGAUUUUCCAUAUAUAUGUGGUAAUAAUCAAUUUAUCUGUACUGCCAAAUUCUCGUGCUUGAACAUUUUCAUUUCUUAAUACAAAGUAUAGAAUUGAAAUGUUCUUCUUUAA